Molecule: messenger RNA, 786 nt
Organism: Morchella importuna
Lineage: Eukaryota; Fungi; Ascomycota; Pezizomycetes; Pezizales; Morchellaceae
Exons: 3
Coding region: 1-786 (261 amino acids)
Biological process (GO): proteasome-mediated ubiquitin-dependent protein catabolic process
Cellular component (GO): proteasome regulatory particle; cytosol; proteasome regulatory particle, lid subcomplex
Source: RefSeq, a predicted model, not a curated record
AUGGCCGACAAAGAGCUCAAGACCCUCCACCAAGCGCUGAUCGGCAGCGUCUCCAAGGGCGACUACACCAGCGCCUCCCGCACCCUCUCCUCCCUCAAGCUCGCCCUCCUCACGCGCAACGCCCUCCUCCCCACGCCCAGCACCCCGGCCCCGAUCCUCCUCCUCGCCCGCGAGGUGCUCGAGAUCGGCGCCCUGACCAGCAUCCACCAGACUGACGACGCCGCCUUCUCGCGCUACUACUCGCAGCUGCAGCCGUUCUACGAGGACCACCGGCUCACCACGGCGUCGCCCAGCCCGCACCGCAGCAAGAUUGUGGGCCUGCAUCUGCUGCUCCUGCUGAGCAAGAAUGACAUUGCGGACUUCCACACCACGCUCGAGAACCUCGAGGCGGAUAUGGAGAAGGAUCCGUUUGUGAGGCAUCCGAUCAUGCUUGAGAGGUGGUUGAUGGAGGGGAGCUACGAUAAGGUGUGGAAUGCGACGAAGAGCUCGCAGAUGCCGAGUGAGGAGUAUGCGUUGUUCUCGCAGGUCCUCGUCGGAACUAUAAGGAACGAGAUCGCUACAUGCUCCGAAAAGGCAUAUGCAAGCUUGCCCGUGUCCAAUGCGAAGAACCUGUUGUUCUUGGACUCUGACGGCGCAGUCAUCAAGUUUGCGCAGGAGAAAGGAUGGGAGGUCAGAGAUGGCCGUGUCUACUUCCCGGUCGAGGAGUCCGAGAAGGAAGCUCUGGCUUCUGGCACAAUCAUCGAGAACACAAUCGGCUAUGCUCACGAGCUGGAGAUCAUUGUGUAG